Messenger RNA from Laccaria bicolor S238N-H82, 210 nucleotides. RefSeq lists its product as uncharacterized. The record is from RefSeq and is a predicted model, not a curated record. Bases 1 to 210 code for a protein of 69 amino acids. NCBI's taxonomy places the organism in Eukaryota, Fungi, Basidiomycota, Agaricomycetes, Agaricales, Hydnangiaceae. The transcript has a single exon.
AUGAAAGCCUUCAGCACCCCAGGCCUCGAGAGCUUCUUACCGACUUUACUUACCCACUCGAACCAGCACCUCCGCCUGGUACUCUGGCAGGCUUUUUGUUCCCUGGUUACCCCUUGCCAGAUUCGCAACCCUCAAUCCCAUAUCCCGCUCCUUUUCGUGCACAGACUCCGGCCAUUGCAGGGCCAUCUACUCCGCUUCCUAACUUGGUAG